CGCACUUAAUAGAGUCCCCCUGAGAAGACGGGAACAGCGACCAUUUAGACAGACCGUAACUAUGCAAUUAGGAAAAAUGGUCUUCGGGAGCGGGAAAGUGCAUUUGAUUUAUGAGCAGCAGCUCGAAGCGAGGCACUUUGGCGUUUGAAAGGGGGACGAGGCGGGGUUUUUCUUUCGGGCUUGUCGGGUUCUGCCCGUCUCCGUUGGGCGAGCUUUGCAAAAUGAUGCAGCCUCCAUCCUUGCCGGCUAUUUGAUAAUCUUAAAAGUUUACUUGAACGACACAUUUGUAAGAUGACCACAGCAACAGAAGAGAAGGAGCUUCAGGAGAGACUGAGGGAAGCUGCUGCUUUGGGAGACCUUGAGGAAGUUCAGCGACUGGUGGACUUUGGAGUGGAUGUUAACUCUCAAAAUGAAAUCAAUGGCUGGACUUGCUUGCAUUGGGCCUGCAAACGCAACCACGCUCAAGUGGUAUCAUAUCUUCUCAGUGCUGGAGCCGAUAAAGACAUUCUCACAGUUAAAGAAGAAAGACCAGCUCAGCUGACAUCUAAGCAGGAAAUCCGGAAGAUGCUGGGAGCCGAUGAUGCUGAUGAACAGCUGGAUGAGAAGAAAGAAUCUGCCUUGCCCAUUCUCCCUAAUUAUUUGGCCAACCCACCUUUUCCUUAUGUGUAUAACUCAAUGAGCAGCAGCAUUGCCAGCACCUCCUCUUCCUCUUUAAAUGGGACACUUUCCCCUUCUCUAGAACAGCACAAUGAGGAUUGUCCCAUCUCUUUACCUCAAGUCCAGGUGCCUGGCACUGCCCCGCUGCAACAUGAAAAACCUUUUCCUGUUGGGUCUCCUGGGGACGUGUCUAGAUCAGCCCCUGCAGAACACCCAGAGCCUGUAGUCCAGAAUGGUCAUGUUCCCCAAAUGCCUGUUCCUCCAAGUAGGACUCUCUCUACUCCAGCUGCACCUAAACAACCUGAAGCUCAGCAACAUAAUGGCUAUUGUGGGGGACCUGUCCCAGCAUUUCAGCCUGUUUUCUUCACUGGAGCAUUUCCCUUCAGUAGCACACAAGAACUGGUGCUUAAGGUCAGAAUUCAAAACCGUGCUCUUUCCGAGAAUGACUUCAUAGAGAUUGAACUGGAUCGACAGGAGCUGACUUACAAUGAACUGCUCCGGGUGAGCUGCUGUGAACUGGGGGUGAAUCCAGAACACGUGGAGAAAAUUAGGAAGCUUCCCAAUACAGUAUUAAGGAAGGACAAAGAUGUUGCAAGACUUCAGGACUUCCAGGAACUGGAGCUGGUUCUAAUGACGAGUGAGAACAGCAACUUUCUAUUCAGAAAUGCUGCACCAACAUUGACUGAAAGGCCUUGUUUUAAUAAGAAAGCAUCAAAGCUGACUUACUGAGUGUUUAAAUGAAAUACCAGUCACUAGUAUUUAACUCUUUAACCUAGGAUUUUGUAAGGGCUAAUAACCUCAGAUUCUGCGUUACCUUGGAAGACAGAGUGAACCUGUGAAGCACACUUGCUUGGAAGCAGUCUCAGGCUAGAAACAACAGGACUUGCUUCAAGGUAAAUGCGCUCGAGAACCAGGGUGCCACACUUGUAUCUGCAGUUAAUCUUUUUUUUUUUUUUGCAUAAAGCAGCACUGAAAUAAUGGAUGGGAUACUAAGAGCUGAUAAAAGGCUGUCACUUCCACGCGGCAGCAUUUCUUACAAGGGAGUUACCCUUUCUUGGAACACUACAGAGUUAGAAGCUCUCAGGGAAAGACUUGAAUUAAACUGUUCUAAUAACUGCUACUUAUUAAAAAAAUAGCAGGAGCACUUCUACCGAAGGACGGAACAUGAACUGCAUUUAAUGCUUGUAAUUGGAUACUUAGCAAGCAGACAGUUCUUAUACAUCUGUCUGGAGUUAACACAUGCUGCUUGAGGAGAAUUAGCUACUUUUCCAGAGAGAAGGGGAGGAGGAAGGAGAAAUCAGGAUUCUCCUCCAAUGGUUAUGUUAGUAUAACGAACCAGGGGGUUGUUAUUGAUGAAUGACCGUAACAUGGUUCCCUUGAGGGAAUAGGUAUAAGGUGAAUAGAUCCUGCAGCAUAUGCCUGCUGAGAUGGGAAGCUGUUGGUGUUAAGUGGUAGGAUCAGGCCUGAGAGCGGAAUCUUGGGACAAACUGUUGUAUUGUCAAAGGCUUUCACGGCCGGAUUCAACUGGUUGUGGUGGGUUUUCUGGGCUGUGUGGCCGUGGUCUGGUGGAUUUUGUUCCUAACGUUCCAUCAGUCCAUGGCCACGCAGCCUGGAAAACCCACCACAACCAGUUGGGACAAACUAUCUGAAGCUUCCGAAGGGGGUGUAAAACUUGCACAUUUUGCAACUUCUAAGAUAGCAACAGCAGACGACCUUGCCCUGGUGGCACACUAUGGCAUAGGAAGAACCAGCUCAAACUGCCCAGUCUGUGAAGGAGCGAGGCUGGGGUUUCUUACAGAAGCACAAUGCUUAAUUUGGCUAAUUCCCAAAGUGUUCAUUAAUGAUCAGCCGUGAUUUCUUCAAAGUGGUGCUGAGAUAAAAUAUGGAAACCUAUUUGCAGCAUUAGCUACAAAUAAGGCAUUGAUAGGCAAUGUUAAGUGAGUAAUUUUCUGUCUUAGGGUUAUACCCUUAAGAUAUACCCUGUCUGGUGGGUAUAUCUUAUUUUUGUUUUGCUAAGAGAUUUCCUGAGGGAUGCUUAAGAUGACAACUGCAUUCCACAGCCUGACUCAUCUAAGAAAGGAGCACAAUCCCUUUAGUCUUUGUUCAAAUUAUCCUCUGAUCCUGACAAUAUUUACCUAUUUAUUUAUUUAUUAGAUUUUUUUUUUGGUCACCGUUCACCCAAAGGGUUUUGUGAUGACUUACAACAUUAAAAAGUAUAACUGAGUUAAACAAUUUAAAAGCAAAUAACAAAUAUAAAACAUUAACAUUGAAAUAUUAAACUCUUAAAAUAUGUGGCUAGCACAAUACUAUUAACAACCCCAAAAUGAAGAUUAAACCGAAAGGCCAACUUAAAACAAAUUUGGCCUUGCAUGCUCUGCUAGUAAUCAUGUAGCAUUUUAAAUAGUAAAAUUAUUUUUAAUACCAGGAUGUGAUAUAAAAUCUUGGAAUUGCUAUGCAUUUUUCAAGGACUUGCUUGUAUUUUGUAUAGGCAUGCCUGCUUCUCAUCUUCUUUCUAGUUCAGGUCCUUUCUAACUAUUUCGUUAUCGAGUCCUAGAAUUUACCGAAAUAUGGAAAAGGCAUGGAACAGAAUAAUGCUUUUGAAUAAUAAAAACCUAAUUGUAGGGCUCUGUGUACUAAUGUAAAAGGGGGGGGGGGGUGUUAGUUGCAUUACUAUACAAAAAUGCAUACUGUAAAUUGAAUGGCACUUGGAUAGUCAAUAGGAAGUAUGUUCAGCUGCUGAUUUCAAUAUGCACAUGCUCCUACCGGGCACGUUGGGGCUAGGAUUGUUAUUCAUGAGCCUCAUGGCUCCAAAUUUUGAGCUUUGGCUUUUUGAAAAACUAAGGCGUGAUCAGCCAUCCCGCAUGAAAUUUGCCUUUAUUAUAGUACUUUCUAUGGGAAAAAAUACUUUCUGCUGGAAGUGGAUCAUCACCGUGUGAGCUUUUUCCAGGGAAAACCUGUGUGCAGCAUACCAGUUUCAGACCUGCUUCAGUUUAUGGAUUUGCAAAAUAACUGGGGGAUGAUUUCAAUUAUCUUUUAAUGGUUCUGAUAACCCACUGGUAAU
This is a messenger RNA of Sphaerodactylus townsendi, 3718 nucleotides long. Its product is annotated as ankyrin repeat domain-containing protein 40-like. Gene Ontology annotation, molecular function: protein binding. The transcript has 5 exons. The record is from RefSeq and is a predicted model, not a curated record. Bases 292 to 1386 code for a protein of 364 amino acids. NCBI's taxonomy places the organism in Eukaryota, Metazoa, Chordata, Lepidosauria, Squamata, Sphaerodactylidae.